Notechis scutatus (mainland tiger snake) is the source of this 1414-nucleotide messenger RNA. The record is from RefSeq and is a predicted model, not a curated record. Lineage: Eukaryota; Metazoa; Chordata; Lepidosauria; Squamata; Elapidae.
AAGAGUUCAGAAAGGAUUUUCUGGAGGUUUCUAAUUUUGUGCCUAUUUUUCAGGUGGCUGAAAAUUACUUCUAUGUACCAGACCUAGGGCAAGUACCCGAGAUAGACGUGCCAUCCUAUCUGCCCGACUUGCCUGGCAUUGCUGCAGACCUCAUGUAUAGCGCUGACCUUGGCCCUGGCAUUGCACCGUCUGCUCCUGGGGUUGCUAUACCCGAGCUGCCCACCUUCAGCACCGAACCCACAGAGGUCUUCCGACCAGAUCUUCAAGAGGGGGGACCUCCCCCUCCUCCUCCCCCUCCCCCUCCCCCUCCACCCCCUCCACCUGAAAUUCCUGCUCAUAUCCCACCUCCCCCUCCUCUUCCACAAGCGCCAGCCCCUUCUGAAUCCCAAACGAGGGAAGACAGAAGCAAUACCAUGCCAUCUGCUGCUGUUCAAGGAGCACCAAAAGAAGUUGUGAAUCCAUCCAGUGGCCGGGCCACUCUUCUGGAAUCCAUCCGCCAAGCUGGUGGCAUUGGGAAGGCCAAGCUCCGUAGUGUCAAAGAGAGGAAACUACAAAAGAAAAAGCAGAAGGAGAAGGAGCAAGUGGGAGCUACUGGGCAAGGCGGAGAUCUGAUGUCAGAUCUUUUUAACAAACUGGUCCUCCGGCGCAAAGGCAUCUCAGGCAAAGGGCCAGCAGCUGGUGGAGACAGCAAUGCGCCCAACGUUCCAGCUGGUGCCUUUGGCCGCAUCUCAGACACCAUUCCACCCCUGCCACCCCCACAACAGCCACCUGGGGAAGAGGAUGAAGAUGACUGGGCUUCCUAGAUGACACUUCAGAAGGCAACAUAUGGAGGCUUUGACGGAAGCGCAUCUUGUUAUUUGACAUGUCCAUCCUUUUUUUUUUUUUUUUGGAAUACUUACUACAGUGGAUGGUGCCAUCUUGCCAUUCAAUCCAGAGCAGCAACAUGAAUAUAAUUACGCACACAGAAGAAUCUGCACCGAGCCAUUUGUCUUCAAGGAUGAGAGUGAAUUUCCAUCUUAGAAAGAGCCUCUGUGGUGGAACAUGGCACGUGAAAACGUUUGGCCAUCUGGCAUCUGUAGCAAGACUCAGUUUGCUGUGGGAACUGGAAGGUUUCAGAGGGUACCCAGCCACUGCUGAGAACGGCUUCUGUUUUCUUUCAACUCUCAUACCCCCUUUCAGCUCUGUAAAGAAGGUCAUUUGGCUGUUUGGUGCAAUUAUUAUAUACAAAGAAGCAUUUUACUCUACUGCUUGCUUUGAAUGCCCUAAACGGAAACCUGAAAGAAGCCCAUUUUCACAUCCGUGUGCAAUAAGAACCCAUUUCAAGGGACAAAACUGGAAUGGAGGGUGGUGCAUUAUUAGCUUGCAUAUAGGAAAAUAUAUUCACCUCUUUCACACAAAGGCGCACUUUGCUUUA